This is a messenger RNA of Aegilops tauschii subsp. strangulata, 813 nucleotides long. RefSeq lists its product as uncharacterized. Lineage: Eukaryota; Viridiplantae; Streptophyta; Magnoliopsida; Poales; Poaceae. The record is from RefSeq and is a predicted model, not a curated record.
CAAUAAGCGAGACAUAGGGUCGCCCGUGACUUUCCUCUGCCACCUCCUCUCUCCCUUUUCUCAGCGGCGGACCAGGGUUUCCCUCCCCUCUCUCGGCGCGCGCGCUAUCCCCUCGUGGCCUCGAUGGGGGCGGGGCGGGGCGGCUACAGGAUUCCUUCUUCUUCGGUUGGCGGUUGGCGUGGCGUUGUAGGUCACAACCCUUCCUUCACUGCACUAUGGAUACACAUGCAUAUACUUCUUCCGCGUUGGAGGAAGAACAGGAGGCUUCUCGGAAGUUAAGGUUGCAUUUUAGUGAGAUAGAAGCAGUGCAAAAACAAAAUCAAACUCAAAAUGAGCCAACGUUAUUUCUCGACUGUCUUGUGUAUGGAGAAACAUCAUCACUGGGCACUGAUAACAAAAUAUGGAUAGGUGCAGAGACGAGUGACGAAGAAGGAGCAAAGGAGGAUCAGCAGCAGCAGGAGUCCUGGGAGAGGUAAAGAGACUGCACUGAAAACAAAGCAUCGUCGGCUGGAGGCCUAAUUGGACCAUUCUUAUCCUGCUUUGAGUUGGCCCAAACAGCACACGGGAAAACGGGCUAGGCCCAUUGAAUAAUGUCUUCUAAAAAAAGUGAUAAACAAAAAAAAUUAUAUAGUACAGAAAAAUACAGGGAAACAAAAAUUUGCAACGUGCCAUGCUCUAUUAUAUAAAAGUUUCCAUGUUAUACAAUUUGAAACUGGGAAAAAGUUAUGAAUUUUUAAACAUGCCACGCGGCAAAAUUUACACAUGUUUUGUAAUGUACAUACGACAAUAAAUUUCAUGUUUUAAGAUGGAAAA